AUGUUAUUUCUGGAUAAUGCUGAUAAAGGAAAGAAGUUUGUUCAAGAGAACAUGAUUGUUGAUAAUAUGAGAAAUGAUGAUUGGAUGGAUAGCAGUCCUUCUGUUCCUUGCUUUGAUAUUAUUUUUGAUGGUUCAAAGUUUUUAGAGGAAUUAAGAGAUGUUCAAGUUGAUCAACUGCCAAUGAAACAAUUUUUGGAUCAUCCUAGGGUUCUGGAACAGUUGGAGGUGUUAAUAAAUUCAAAUGAAGUUUCGGAUCAUCAUAGUAUUGAGCCAAAUAAAAUAUUGAGUGAUCCAGUUGUUUCAAAUCAGUUUCAUGGUCCUGAUGCUAUUAUUUCAAACCCUUUAGGAAAUCCUUCUCCUGUUUGUGCAGAUCUUGAUUUGGUUAUUGGUGAAUCUUUUAAAAACACUGUAGGUGAAGUUGUUGGAUUCAAACAUUUAGGGGUAGUUUAA
Lactuca saligna is the source of this 450-nucleotide messenger RNA. NCBI's taxonomy places the organism in Eukaryota, Viridiplantae, Streptophyta, Magnoliopsida, Asterales, Asteraceae. The record is from the annotation of a GenBank genome assembly.